Molecule: messenger RNA, 4209 nt
Organism: Salvelinus sp. IW2-2015
Lineage: Eukaryota; Metazoa; Chordata; Actinopteri; Salmoniformes; Salmonidae
Product: muscarinic acetylcholine receptor M3
Biological process (GO): positive regulation of smooth muscle contraction; G protein-coupled receptor signaling pathway, coupled to cyclic nucleotide second messenger; regulation of vascular associated smooth muscle contraction
Cellular component (GO): dendrite; plasma membrane; synapse
Molecular function (GO): G protein-coupled acetylcholine receptor activity; G protein-coupled serotonin receptor activity
Source: RefSeq, a predicted model, not a curated record
UGCACACAUCAAGAAAAACAUAUGCUGGCUGCUCAUUGAUAUAUGUCAGUUCCAUGGUAAUACAGAUUUUAUUUGUCAAGUGUGUUUCCUGGACUCGUUGGUGAUGCUGGAUUAAAUGUGACUUCUACCUCUGUCCGCCCGGAUGUUUAGCUUUAGCACUUUGAUGUCAGUUGGGUAAGAAACAGAAGGUACAAGGGCAGUAUUCAUGAAGAAUAUGCCAGGACUUCAUGAUGAGCUCCAACAGCACAGACCCUGGCCUCUACCUGACCAUCAGCUCCCCAGGAAUGGGCAUCAUCUACCCAGACACCAACACUCUCCACAGGGACCCCUGGCCAGAGCUAACCAGCCCGGAUUACAAGGACUCCUUCCUCAGUGGCCUCUUCAACCUCACAGGCUCGCUCAAUGAGACGGUGACCUCUCUGACCUACGACCCUCUGGGGGGUCACACAGUGUGGCAGGUGGUCCUUAUUGUCUUCCUCACUGGCCUCCUGUCCCUGGUCACCAUCAUUGGCAACAUCCUGGUGGUGGUAUCCUUCAAGGUCAACCGCCAGCUCAAGACUGUCAACAACUACUUCCUGCUCAGCUUGGCCGUGGCUGACCUCAUCAUCGGGGUCAUCUCCAUGAACCUUUACACCACCUACAUCAUCAUGGGCCAGUGGGCCCUGGGCAACUGGGCCUGUGACCUGUGGCUGGCUAUUGACUAUGUGGCCAGUAAUGCAUCCGUCAUGAACCUGCUGGUCAUCAGCUUUGACCGUUACUUCUCCAUCACCCGGCCCCUCACCUACCGUGCCAAGCGGACCACACGGCGGGCUGUUCUGAUGAUUGGCCUGGCCUGGUUCGUGUCCCUGGUCCUUUGGGCCCCAGCCAUCCUGUUCUGGCAGUACUUUGUGGGGGAGCGCACAGUGCCCCCUGAUAAGUGCUACAUCCAGUUCCUCUCAGAGCCCAUCAUUACAUUCUGCACGGCCAUGGCUGCCUUCUACCUGCCUGUCACUAUUAUGAGUGUGCUCUACUGGCGUAUCUAUAGGGAGACACAGAACCGCGCGCAGGAGCUGGCUGGCCUGCAGGGCUCAGGGAGCCGAGGCAGGGGAGGGGAGAGGGCUCACUUCGUCCACCACCAGGCUGGUAGUGCCAGGAGCUGCAGCAGCUACGAGCUGACCCAGUCCUCCCAGAGAAAGAGCCCCGGCAGGGCGCUGGCCGCACGCUUCCACUGCUGGCCCAUGAUGCGCUCCUGGAGGCCUGGCAGCACCCGGCCCGGGGAAGGGGACGCUGACCACAGCAGCAGCGACAGCUGGAACAACAACAAUGCCAGGCUGUCAGUGGACCACUCAGGCUCGUCUGAGGACGAGGAGGGAAACAGUAGAGGGAUGAUGCCUCAGGACCACGCCAUCUUCUCCAUAGUCCUCAACCUGCCGGGGAUGAAGGCAGCCGUCAACUCCCACCUCACCUCCUGCGAGGACCUGGACCUAGCCUCAGAAGAGGACCCCCUGAAGGGGGAGGAGGACAGCCGGGACGGCCUCUCUACCACCACCACUACUACCACCCCUGAUGGGGCCAACACAGACAACAGCAGCUACCACCAACGCUUCCCCUCCCGGAUAUCCAAAGUCCAGUCCAUGCCUGCCCUCCAGGCCACCAGAGUGGGGCCGCUCUCUGGCUCCUCUGCCACCAGCACCAAAUCACCCUCGGCGCCCAUCUCCUUCAAAGACGCAGCUCUAGCCAAGAGAUUCGCCUCCAGGGCACGGACGCAGAUCACCAAGCGCAAGCGCAUGUCUCUGGUGAAGGAGAAGAAGGCGGCACAGACCCUCAGCGCCAUCCUGUUUGCCUUCAUCAUCACAUGGACACCCUACAACAUCAUGGUGCUAGUCAACACCUUCUGUAAUGGCUGCAUCCCCGAGGCUCUGUGGGCGCUGGGCUACUGGCUGUGCUACGUCAACAGCACCGUCAACCCCAUGUGCUACGCUCUGUGCAACAAGACCUUCCGCACCACCUUCAAGAUGAUACUGCUCUGUCGCUGGGACCAGCGCAAGCGGCGGAGGAAGCAGCAGUUCCAGGAACGGCAGUCCGUAGUGUUCCACAGGAGAAUUCCUAAAGACUCAACGUAGCGGGAUAUAGACCCAGUGGGAAUCUGGUGAUGAUGAUGAUGAUGAUGAUGAUGAUGUUAAUGAUGAUGACUCUGGGAUCUGACAGGACAGUGGAUGGAUGAGGCAUCCUAAAGGUUCUGUCUGUGGUUUUUAACUGCACAGAGAUUCCCAGGGAGGCGGCCAUGUUGUUGCUAUGGUGUCUGAUGUUCUCUGUGGAGCCACGACCUCCACAGUGACACAUUCCUCUGUUUCUUCAAGAGAGCGCCCGUGGUGAAAGCUUCCUCUAGAUUGUUCCAGUUCUCAGCAUUUCAGAGAAGUGCAGCUGAAAGGACUGACAGUGAAAACAAAUAGAACAAGGGCUUAAAAUGCAAUGAGGGGACAAUUCAAAGUGCAAUUGAUACCUAGGGAGAUAAUAUGAUAUAAUAUGUGUUAUGGAUUUGGGGUUUUCCAUUUCUUACCAUUUCCUUCUCAGUGGUAGAGCUGUAUCGUACAGAGCAGUUGGGGUUUUCUAAGUAAACUGUACAUCUGUUAUAUCGCAUUGAAAGCCAAGGCCAAAACAUUGUGCGUCAAUAGACUGCAUCAUAUUGAUUUUGAGCUCCCUUUUGGCUAACUGAGCUAGAUUUUUUUGUUAUUUUUUACUCUGACUUCUGUACAUUGCCUUCAACUUGGUUAUAGCUUUCUUGUGUCUUAUAAAAUGAGAGAAUUUAAAACAAAACGGUGUCCAAUUUGUGACAACCGGUGUUUCAAAGUUGAUGGUUAUUUUUGUGUAAUAAAUUGGUCUAUAGAUUUUCGUCUAUAGAUUGUGAGCCAGUCUGAAAAUAUUUCUGAGUACCUCAGUGAGCUGGUAUUGUGUUCAAUGUGUGUUGUGGUUUACAUGCUGGAGACAGUAAGUGCAUCAAUUAAUUCAAUUGUUGUUAAUGUACCAGAGGUUUUUGAAUAAUGGUAAUAUGAUAUUUCUAACUUGAUACCUAAUGAUUAAUUGUACGCUAAAGAGAUCGGUCAUUAUGAAUUGUAAGGUUUUGAUUAUUGGAUAGUAUUUGAAAAGGUUUCUCCAUUUCUUCUCACUGGCUGUCCAAAUGUAAUUCCCUAAGUAAAAGAUUGGUCUGUGGUCUCUAGAUGAAGUCUCUAGCUCCUAGAGGAUUUGGCAGUGCCACAGCAGCAUCUGCUGGAUGAAUAGAAUUCUACACUCUAGUAACUUCCAGCUUACUUCCAUCAGGGAAAUGCUGUUGUGGGUCCAUAAGACAGUGGGAGAUUCAGUUUUGGAUCAAAGUCUGUCCUCCACUCCUCCGUCCUCCUCUCCUCGGUGACACGGAAACCGAAAAGAGUUUCAAUUCAGAGGAUGCUCAGCUGCAUCCUUACACGGAAGAGUUUUGAAAUCUGCCACACCCCCUUUGAAACAGCAGUUGUUUUCUCAGAGGAGAAAAGCAUGCACACAUUUAAAAAAGGAUGUGUUACUUAUCCUUUUAUCUAUAAAAUGUCUAGUUCAACUCGCUACAUGUUUAACACUUUACACUGGUAUUUUGGGAUUCCACCCCUGUAAACAUAAUUUGCAUGAUGAUGCGUUAGAGAGAGGAUAGUCUCAUUUCAUAUAAGCGUCAUGUUUCCACAUUCUCUUCUUGCCUCCUCGCCUCAAUUCUCUAUGAGCUUUUUCUAAAGGAAGUGAGGAGAGGACGGAAGAGAGGAAUCUAGGAAAUCCAACGGAGAUUCUCCCAUAGAAUCCCAUAGCUGAGAAUAGCUAUGAAACUUAAAAGAAAAUGUUUAGACUAGCUUAGCCCUGCUACAUAUAGCAUAUGGAUGGUUAGACUAGCUUAGGCCUGCUACAAAUGGCAUAUGGAUGGUUAGACUAGCUUAGCCCUGCUACAUAUGGCAUAUGGAUGGUUAGCCUAGCUUAGGCCUGCUACAAAUGGCAUAUGGAUGGUUAGACUAGCUUAGGCCUGCUACAAAUGGCAUAUGGAUGGUUAGACUAGCUUAGCCCUGCUACAUAUGGCAUAUGGAUGGUUAGACUAGCUUAGCCCUGCUACAUAUGGCAUAUGGAUGGUUAGACUAGCUUAGCCCUGCUACAUAUGGCAUAUGGAUGGUUAGACUAGCUUAGCCCUGCUACAUAUGGCAUAUGGAUGGUUAGACUAGC